AUGGCAGACGAAGCGCUGGAAAGCUUCAGUGCCUUGCUGCAGAAUGUUCCCGGGUGGAUUGCGGAUUUGGAGACCAUAUUGAAACAGGCGGCAGACCGGCAGCAGGAGAUACUGUUCGAGACCCAACCAGUGCCGGAGGACUCAUCAUCCCAAGAGCCACCCAAGGCGAAGUCGAAGUCAUCCUCGUUGAAGUCGAGCAGGUCGAAGAAGGGUAGUAUGGGUAAGGCGGAGGAGAAAAGUAAACAGAUGUUGCUGAAACGGGCUUCGUUGAAACAUCUCACCAACUCGGAUGCAUUGCGAUUGUCGCAAAGGAAACGGAAGACCGCCUCUGUCGCUUCGGGAGACCAGUCUGGACCUUCCAAAUUCCGGACGAAGGCCGCAGCAGUGGUGUUUUACGACGGUGACACCCAAAAGCGCUUUGAGAAGCUCGUUCGUGCGGUCGGAUCUUCCAGGAAUGCCAUCAGGAAAGGCAAGAUGGGCGCCAAAGUCGACUGCCUUUCGAGAACAGGGUCAAGCAGUAGCGAGGCAAGCAAUAGUAGUGAUGGAGAGGGAGGCGAGUUCAAUCCCUUAACUGCCCGACUGCACAUCAAGAGCACCCGCUCCCCUCGGCCUGGUGCCAUCUUUGGCCGCAAUGCCGAUACGGAGCCAUUUGAUAAGGUCGACGCAAAACUGGAAAGAGCUCAAGCACUUUGCGAACGUGCCGCUCAUCAGAUACUUCGAGAUGGUGAUUGUACCCUUGAAGUCACCAACGCCAGGGAGAACUUUGUCGAAGCAUUGCUGAUGGCCGAGAAAGAGCUGCCCGGCUUGACGAAACGUGCCGAGAAGUCUGCUGCCCGUCGAAGGAGGAGUGAGGAAAGGCACAGAGUCGAAGACGAGGCUCAAGCGAAAGCAGAAGCAGAGGCGGAGCAAAAGAGGCAGUCUGAUCUCAGCCAGAAGAUCAUGAGUGCUGCUAUGGACGCCGCGUAUCCCAGUGAGGCAAAGCUGGAGGUUGAGCCGCUGGAGGCUGAUGAUUCAGACGAUGAUGAAGGAGAGUUCGACAUUGGUGCCGUAAAGAUGGGCCGAUUUGCGCCCAUGAGGCGAUCACCGCUCCCUAUUGCCGCCGCAUAG
Molecule: messenger RNA, 1107 nt
Organism: Fulvia fulva
Lineage: Eukaryota; Fungi; Ascomycota; Dothideomycetes; Mycosphaerellales; Mycosphaerellaceae
Exons: 1
Coding region: 1-1107 (368 amino acids)
Source: RefSeq, a predicted model, not a curated record